AUGUGGAAGUUUAAGGCCCGCGUGCUCGACGUCUGCGACAGCACUCCCUACAACCGCGACAUAGACCUGUUGUCGUGGCUGGUCGCUCGGAGCUUCGACCUAGAUUGUGCAGUGGACAUGAUGAGAAAGUCGAUGGCGUGGCGCGAGCGGCACGGCGUGAAUCGCAUCCUAGACGAGUGGGAGCCGCCGGCGGCGCUCCUCGAGUUCUUCCCGCGCGGUUACGAUGGGAAGUCCAAGGCCGGCCUGCCACUGUUUAUCGGCUGCUUGGGACAGUUCGACAUCCGGGGCCUGAUCCGUUCGUGUAGGAAGACGGACUUCAUUAAGUUUGCGCUCUACUGUUUCGAGACGGGCGGCCGGCACGUGCUGAACAUCUCCCGGGAGACGGGCGUGCCCGUCAACCAGUUCCUGCUGCUGUUCGACCUGGAGGGUCUGAGCGUGGCUCAGGUGGCGUACAAAGAAGGUUUUGAAUUAUUCCUCGAAAUGACGAGGAUCAUGGAAGCAAACUAUCCCGAAGGCUUGGGAGUUUGCAUGGUGAUAAAUGCACCGCCAGUGUUCACACUGGCCUGGUCGAUGAUCCGGCCGCUGCUGCGUGGCACCACGCAGAGCAAGAUACAGAUAUUCGGACAUACUGGCUGGCAGCAGCGGCUGCUGGAGCUGGUGGAGCCAGACCAGCUGCCAAAGCACUGGGGCGGCUCACUGAUCGGACCCGAUGGGAACCCGCACAACCGGCCGACGGUGUGCAUAGGUGGCGAGGUGCCGUCGAGCUUCUUCCAGGACCCUCACGAAAUGGAAAAACUGGCAGCCCAUGGCCGCAAACUGCACGUGCGCAGAGCCGGCAAGAAAGAGUACAGAAUCGAUGUCGCCAAGCUCAAGACGCAGAUCAGCUGGCGAUUCUGCACGAAAGGCUACGACAUCCUGUUCGGGGUGUACCGUGAAUCUAACGCAGGGAAUGACGAGCUGGUGAUCAAGGAGCGAGUCUACAGCCAUCUGGUGGUGGAGUCUGGCAAACUCGUCUGCUCGGAUCCUGGAGUCUAUAUACUUGAGUUCGACAACUCCUACAGUUACUUCCACGGCAAAGAAGUGUAUCUAGAUGUAGUUGUGGUCUGAGCGUUCGCAAACCCCCUGCACAGCAUCGGCUCAACGCAGAUCACCUGGCCGUCUGCUCAGCAGCCAGACCUGGCGCCUGUACUCACACUCGGGCUCAGCGCAGAACACCUGACCGCCUGCUCAGCGACCAGACCUGGCGCCUGUACCCACACUCGGGCUCUGCACAUAUCACCUGACCGCCUGCUCAGCGACCAGACCUGGCGCCUGUGCUCACACUCGGGCUCCGCACAGAUCACCUGACCGCCUGCUCAGCGACCAGAGCUGGCGCCUGCACCCACACUCGGGCUCAGCGCAGAUCACCUGGCCGGCUGCUCAGCGACCAGACCUGGCGCCUGUGCUCACACUCGGGCUCUGCACAGAUCACCUGACCGCCUGCUCAGCGACCAGACCUGGCGCCUGUGCUCACACUCGGGCCCGCCAGCAUACAUGUGUACGCUCAGCCAGGCGGGGCAACCAAACGCCCUUUAGCCCGCCAGGGGCGUGCGUCACUUAGCGUCACAAAGGGCCGCACGUGCAAUCCCUGACAAGGCGGCCCAGUGGAACCCUCUGUCUUCAUCGAGGUCGAAGAAUGCGUGGAUAUGGGAGAAGUAGCAUAGAUGCAGAUAGAUCCUUCCACAUGUGCAGUCCGCGGCAGCGACGGAUGGAGUGCGUUCAGCGCCGCGCCCGGACGUGGCAGGUGAUGCUUCGUCCCAGAUGGCGCUGACUGCUGAGUUGUGGGCAGAUGGCGCAGUGGGCGGCCAGGUGGCGCGGUGAGCGGCCGGGUGGUGCGGUGAGCGGCCGGGUGGUGCGAUGAGCGGCCGGGUGGUGCGAUGAGCGGCUGGGUGGCCCGGUGAGCAGUCAGGUGGCGCGGUGAGCGUUCGGAUGGCGUGACUCGCGCCGUCGCCAGCGCGCGCCAGCCUCCCGACCAGACUCGCGACCAGUGUUGAAAGGACUAAUGGCGCGGCUGCCAGCUGAUAAGCGGCAGCGGCUCUGGCCAGUUAUAUGCGUGCACGUACGUUUGUACUGUUCAAGAUGAAGCGCGUCAAAUGCGACUUAAUCAGACAUUGUAAGUCCGACAUCUGAGAAGAGCUUUUCAAACCGGGCUUUAGCCAUAAAGGUGUGUUGUGUAAUUGUCGCACGACGUAUAUCGCUCACGAAGAAAAAUAGUUUACUACGUAUGUACUUUUGUCCAAAUUGGAAAUCGGUAUGAUGGCAAUAUAGUAUAAACAAUGUAACGCA
Pollicipes pollicipes is the source of this 2325-nucleotide messenger RNA. RefSeq names its product SEC14-like protein 2. The transcript is spliced from 11 exons. The record is from RefSeq and is a predicted model, not a curated record. Gene Ontology annotation, cellular component: cytoplasm. Lineage: Eukaryota; Metazoa; Arthropoda; Thecostraca; Pollicipedomorpha; Pollicipedidae. Bases 1 to 1107 code for a protein of 368 amino acids.